Molecule: messenger RNA, 1216 nt
Organism: Aspergillus fijiensis CBS 313.89
Lineage: Eukaryota; Fungi; Ascomycota; Eurotiomycetes; Eurotiales; Aspergillaceae
Exons: 2
Coding region: 1-960 (319 amino acids)
Molecular function (GO): carboxylic ester hydrolase activity
Source: RefSeq, a predicted model, not a curated record
AUGUUUGCAUUCGGAGCACAUCGCCCUCCGCCCAACUCGGCCAAGAACAUCCAGAGGAGCACUUCAACUGCACCGGAUGUAAGAGCCAGAGAGAAAGACGAGGAGGUCCUCGCCUGCCUCGGCCGCGUCGACGCAGUCGAGCUACGCGACUACGCCGCGCAAGCCGAACUCGACUUCGCCCCCGUCGAGGACCACCACACGUGCAUCACCAACGUAACGGACCACAUCCUGAACGGGCCGGGGCUGGCGGACGUGCCGCUGCUGCUGGGCUCCACGCGCGACGAGCUCAGCGGCAUGGUGUACGCCCUGUCCUCCAACGCCACGGACCCGGUGCACACCACCUGGCAUCGCGUGCACGACCGACUAAUCAGUACCGGGCUGCGGCACGAUCCCCCGUUCGUGACAACAGCCGAGGAGAUACGGAAACAGGCGGACGAGGCAGCAGCGAAGCUCCUCUUCUCCUCUUCCUCGUCGCUGUCGAAGAAUAAAUACGGCCCGCUCGUUCGUCUCGCUAGCGAUGUCGUCUUUACUUGUCCGACUAGUCGGGCUUGCAACGUGACUACCGCCAGCAGCAGCAGCAGCAGCAGCAGCAACAACAAACGCAGGUCCGGUGACUGGCGGUAUCGGUGGUCAACGGAGGCGGCGGCCCCCGGGACAAUCAUCCCCAAUCACGGGGCGGUGCACGGGGCGGAGAUCCCCGUCAUCUUUGGCACGCAUCUGCCCGACACGCCCGCGGACACGCUAGCCAUGACUGCCUACAUGCAAGAGUUAUGGGCGUGGUUUGCCAAGCAUCACGUCGCCGGGCCUGAUUUCAACCCCUCCGAACCGCAUGAUCAGCCCACUGUGGUUGACUUGCGGUACAAUGGUUCGUCCCAUAAGGUUGAUGUCGCUGCCACCGAGGUCGACGCUUGGUGUGUGGGGCUGUUGCCCGUCGCGGACCGGUUGGGGUUUACUUGGUAAUGCUAGUGUGUGUAUGUGUAGUCAUGUCAAGGAUCUCGGUGCCCGGGGAUAGAUUUUCCUUGCUUCGAGCACAUGUCUCGUUGAGCUUUCAGCCAUAAACUUGCCGAUAGGCACUUGAAAGACCCUUCGAUGGCGAAGGGCGGGCUGUUGAUCCUUGGAUUGAACAAUACUUCAAUCUCCCAGGAUAGUGUAUGUGAGAUUGUGAUUUUAGUUGGCAAGUUUCAGCUCUUGAUGAAGAAUUCAUAUAGGGCUGCAG